GUAUCGGGACACACCUGCGGAUUCUUGUAAUAAACACUUCACGACACAGUUCACCGAAACUUACUUUAAACGGCUUUAACUUUUGUCCAAUGACAAAUAUCAGCACGUUGGAGAAGAGGAACAGUUAUAUCUGAUUAAGAGGUCUCUCUGUAUAUAAAAGGAUUUUCCUGUGACUUGUUGUUGGAGAAUGACUUUGUUUCGCCUCAGUUUCUUCUGGCCCUCUGUGGUUCUGGUGUUGUUUCUCUAUGGAGGUCCAUCAGAGGCUCAGGUUGAAGAUAAGAACACAUGUAUGAAUAAAUUCAUCCACGGAAAAGAUGAUUUCGUGUUGAAGACAAACGAAUCCGUAAAGGAAGGAGCCACAUUUUUGGGGUCUCCACAAGUGUCCCGGCCGGAGGAUUGCGUUAUGGCCUGCUGUAAAGAUCCAAACUGUAAUCUGGCCCUGAUGGAGGAGGCAGGAGACUCCUCUACCAUCAACACGUGCUUUAUCUUCAACUGCCUGUACAAACAGAAGAGGGUCUGUCAGUUUGUAAAGAAGCCCAGAUACAGCAACUAUCUUUUGAAAUCUGUUUUUGAUGAUUACCUUGAACAACAAGGUUCAGAUGAGGAGGACAAACCUCCAAUCGCAUUUGUUGGACAGGACAAAGUUGUUCAGCCCCAAGAAGAUGUGACACUAAACGGCAUUGAGAGCCGAGAUGAUAAGAAGAUUGUGAAGUAUGAAUGGGAGAUGCUGUUUGAAGACCCAUCAGUAGUCAUGACGAAAACAAAUUUUCCGGACGCAGUGACGAUCUCAAAUCUUUCUCCUGGGAUGUAUAAGUUCAGACUGACUGUGACGGAUGAGGCCGGACAGACAGACUCAGCAGAGAUUUCUGUGUUAGUACUGACCCCAGAACAGUCCCUCCAUCACUGUCUCGUGCCUAAAAAAGAGGGUCCGUGCCGAGGGUCGUUCCCACGCUGGCAUUACAACGCAGCUUCUCAGAAGUGUGAGGUGUUCAAAUUUGGAGGCUGCAAACCGAAUCGCAAUAACUACCUGACGUUCAACGAGUGCAAUAACGCUUGUGACAAAGUUUCAGUUUCUACACAUUCUGGUAGAUUGGGUCCAAUCCCUGGUGAAAAGUGUGAUGAGGCCUGUGGUUCAGAGCAGUUCAUGUGUUCAAAUAACUGCUGUAUUGAUAAAGAUCUUGAAUGUGAUGGAGAAACACAAUGCAGUGAUGGAUCAGAUGAAUCUCAGUGCUCCAACUUGAAUAAUAAGUUCACUCGAUUAAUUCAGGUUCCUGUGGAUAACUCUAAAGCUCAUUGCGUCGACCCCCCAGUAACAGGAAUCUGUCGUGCCAGUUUCACUAAGUGGUACUAUAAUCCAUAUGAACGCAGCUGUAAACGCUUUACCUUCGGUGGUUGUGAGGGAAAUAACAAUCGCUUUGAUACAGAGGACCAAUGCAUGGAGUCAUGUCGCUCAGUGACCGAAUCUGAUGUGUUUGAAAGACGGGCUGCGUUUGAGAGACUGGAAGGCGGCAGUGAUCAAGUUGCCAUUGUCAUUGCGGUCUUACUGGGCAUUGGCAUUGCGAUCUUGCUGAUUGUUCUUAUAUGUUGCCUCCUGAAAGGCAAAAAGAAGGGUCGAAACAAACAUCAGACUGUCGCUGUGAACGGCGGUCACACCUAUGAUUAUUCUGAGAAACUCGUGUACAACAGCACCACUAAACCCAUCUGAAUUCAGCUCAGUGUCUAUAUGAUGCUGCUGGUGUGUAUGGUGAAUAAUCUGUGUGUAUAUGCUAUCAUUUUUGUUUUUAGAGUAGAUAGAUUCAGAACUAUCAAGCAAAGGUUUAAAUUUGUUUCUUCUAUGUAUUUAAUCAUUUUUUAGAGUACUAUAAAGUCUUUAGCUUAUAUUUUGCAUGUUGAAUUGUGCUCAUGGGUAAAUAUGGAUUGAAAUAGCAAAUACAUUUUGAUCUUAGUUUUCAAAAUAAAAAAUGUGACCAUAAAACAUUUACUUUUACUUUGGGAAACACACAUUUGAAGGAUAAACUGUUAUUUUAAUGUUUUUUUUUUUUUUAGAUUAUCAAAAUGUGUGUUAGUGCAAAUCUCUAAUGCUGCCUCUUAACAUUCAAGCUUACAGAUAGGUAAACUGCAUUACAGCUUAGAGAAUAGUGAGAGAUUUUAUCAUGUUGUAGAUCUGAGAUGAUACUUUCUUUAUUGUUAUGUUAUUAUUUGUAAACUCCAGCUACAUUAGAAGAAACAUUUUUCUUUUUAAAUUGUUUUAUUUUGUUUUGUUUUUAGUAAGCAGGCAUUUGAAUGCAUCAGUAAUGCUCAUAACUGUAUGAAAUAGUCUAAUCUUAUCCCCACAAUGCAAGUUUGUACAUAGUUUUUAUUUUGUGUUUCUGAAAUGUGCAUGAUGGACUACUGAUGAAGUCUAAAUAAAACUAAAGUGUACAGA
Paramisgurnus dabryanus is the source of this 2425-nucleotide messenger RNA. RefSeq names its product serine peptidase inhibitor, Kunitz type 1 a (gene spint1a). Gene Ontology annotation, molecular function: protein binding; serine-type endopeptidase inhibitor activity. NCBI's taxonomy places the organism in Eukaryota, Metazoa, Chordata, Actinopteri, Cypriniformes, Cobitidae. The record is from RefSeq and is a predicted model, not a curated record. Gene Ontology annotation, biological process: epidermis development; extracellular matrix organization; epithelium development. Gene Ontology annotation, cellular component: plasma membrane.